AUGAACGCCGACGAUAGCAAUUCCAAAGCUACCAUUCUCUUAAUGGGAUUAAGAAGAGGUGGGAAAUCUUCUAUCUGUAAGGUAGUUUUCCACAAUAUGCAGCCUCUGGAUACGCUGUAUUUGGAGUCAACUUCGAAUCCUACAAUGGAACAUUUUUCCACGUUGAUAGACCUGGCGGUGAUGGAGCUGCCCGGUCAAUUGAACUAUUUUGAACCCAACUACGAUUCCGAAAGACUUUUCAAAAGCGUGAGAGCGCUAGUGUAUGUGAUCGACUCGCAAGACGAGUAUAUGAACGCCCUGACGAACCUGGCGAUCAUCGUGGAGUAUGCCUACAAAGUGAAUCCGGAGAUUAACAUUGAAGUUCUGAUACACAAAGUAGACGGUUUGAGCGAAGAUUUCAAGGUGGAAACGCAGCGUGACAUUAUGCAGCGGACCGGAGAAGAACUUUUGGAACUGGGCCUUGACGGUGUCCAGGUCAGCUUUUACCUGACGUCUAUUUUUGACCAUUCGAUCUACGAAGCUUUUUCACGCAUAGUGCAGAAAUUGAUCCCGGAACUGCCCUUUCUCGAGAACAUGCUAGACAACCUGGUGCAGCACUCCAAAAUCGAAAAGUGCUUUUUAUUUGAUAUCAACUCCAAAAUAUACGUAUCCACAGAUUCGUCGCCCGUUGAUAUUGUGAUGUAUGAGACGUGUGCUGAGUUCGUAGACGUCACCAUCGACCUGCACGAUCUCUACAAGAUCUCGAACGGUGCCGAAACUGGUGCUCAAGAGUCUGCUGCGGCAAUCACUCGACCCCACAGAGAGGUCAAAAGCGUUUCUGCGCUGAACAAUGGUGUUGUCAUAUAUUUGCGUCAAAUGAUCCGUGGGCUGGCCCUGGUGGCCUUGAUAAGACCCGACGACACAGAUGUCGAAAGCUGUUUGACCGUGGUCGACUACAACGUUGACAUUUUCAAGAAGGGCCUGGAGCAAGUGUGGGCUCACGCCCGCAUCGAACAAGCGCCAACCCCGGACGGAAACAAGUCCUAG
Lachancea sp. 'fantastica' is the source of this 1026-nucleotide messenger RNA. Lineage: Eukaryota; Fungi; Ascomycota; Saccharomycetes; Saccharomycetales; Saccharomycetaceae. The record is from the annotation of a GenBank genome assembly.